Gavialis gangeticus (Gharial) is the source of this 4583-nucleotide messenger RNA. RefSeq names its product actin binding LIM protein family member 3 (gene ABLIM3). Gene Ontology annotation, cellular component: actin cytoskeleton; stress fiber. Gene Ontology annotation, biological process: cytoskeleton organization; cilium assembly; lamellipodium assembly. Bases 264 to 2333 code for a protein of 689 amino acids. Gene Ontology annotation, molecular function: actin filament binding. The transcript has 25 exons. The record is from RefSeq and is a predicted model, not a curated record. NCBI's taxonomy places the organism in Eukaryota, Metazoa, Chordata, Crocodylia, Gavialidae.
GGAUCAAGCCCAGCAAACCCUGCCCAAUGGAGCUAUUUCUCCCUUCUCUCCCUUUUCAUCACAGUUCUCCUUCUCCAACCCAGCCCUGCCUUAAUGAAACUCCUCCAGCUGCAUCUGGAAGAGGCUCCUGCUGACAAACUUGCCUAAGAGGAGGAAAGAAGAGAAAACCCACUCCCAUCGCAAGGAAGAAGGCAGAGAAGGAGGCUUUAAAGAGCAGGUUUGCUCUCUUUGUUGAAUGAGAAGGACAGAGCAGGAUCAGCAGCAUGAGCACUAGCACAGUUCCCUAUCAACAAAACCCCUACAGCUCCAGGAGUGGCUCCACCGUCAUCCAGUGCUACCGCUGUGGGGACACAUGCAAAGGAGAGGUGGUGCGUGUCCAGAGCAACCACUUCCACAUCAGGUGCUUCACAUGCCAAGUGUGCGGCUGUGACCUUGCCCAGUCAGGCUUCUUCUUCAAGAACCAAGAGUACAUCUGUACCCAUGACUACCAGCAGCUCUACGGGACUCGGUGUGACAGCUGUGGGGACUUCAUCACUGGAGAGGUCAUCUCUGCCCUGGGCAGGACCUACCACCCCAAGUGCUUUGUGUGCACCACAUGCAGGAAGCCGUUCCCCAUUGGAGACAAAGUGACGUUCAGUGGGAAAGAUUGUGUCUGCCAAAACUGUUCCCAUUCACUGAUCAGCACCAAGCCCAUCAAGAUUCAUGGGCCAAGCCACUGUGCGGGCUGCAAAGAGGAGAUCAAGCAAGGCCAAUCACUCCUGGCCCUGGAGAAGCAGUGGCACGUCAGCUGCUUCAAGUGCCAAACCUGUGGGAUCAUUCUGACCGGAGAGUACAUCAGCAAGGAUGGCGUUCCGUACUGCGAAUCUGACUACCAUGCUCAGUUUGGCAUUAAGUGCGAGACUUGCGACCGGUACAUCAGCGGCAGGGUCCUGGAGGCAGGAGGGAAACAUUACCACCCAACCUGUGCCAGAUGUGUCCGCUGCCACCAGAUGUUCACAGAAGGGGAGGAGAUGUAUCUCACAGGUUCUGAAGUGUGGCACCCCAUCUGUAAACAGGCGGCAAGAGCAGAGAAGAAACUGAAGCACAGAAGAACGUCAGAAACCUCCAUCUCACCCCCUGGUUCCAGUAUUGGUUCCCCCAACAGAGUCAUCUGCGCUAAAGUGGAUAAUGAGAUCCUUAAUUACAAAGACCUGGCAGCUCUUCCCAAGAUUAAAGCCAUCUACGAGGUGCAGCGUCCUGACCUCAUUUCCUACGAGCCCUAUCACAGAUACACAUCGGAUGAGACGCUGGAGAGAUAUAGCUAUGGGGAGUCCCUUGGAACACUGUCUCCGUAUUCUCAGGACAUCUAUGAAAGCAUUGACAUACGGCAGAGACGAGCUUCCAGCCCAGGCUAUGUUGACUCCCCUACCUACAGCCGCCAGGGCAUGUCCCCCACCAUCCCACGGUCCCCAUUUCACUACUACCGCUCAGGCACAGAGAGUGGGCGCAGCUCCCCCUACUAUAGCCAGUUAGAUGUGAGGUCUUCUACUCCAACCUCUUACCAAGCUCCCAAGCAUUUCCACAUUCCAGCUGCUGGAGAGAGUAACAUCUACCGGAAACCUCCCAUCUAUAAGCGACACGACCACCCGCCUGCAGCCACGAAAAGCAAAACCAGCGAAGACAUUGCACAGUCCUCCAAGUACAGCCCUGCCUACUCUCCAGACCCCUACUACCAUUCGGAGUCAGAGUACUGGUCUUUCCAGAGCUCCCCCAAAGUACCCCGAGCCCGGAGGUUCUCAUCAGGAGGAGAAGAGGAUGGGUAUGACCGGGGGAUGCACAAGAUCCAGAGUGGCAUUGGCAGGCUGAUCCUGAAGGAGGAGAUGAAGGCACGAUCCAACUCUUACGCUGAUCCUUGGACGCCACCCCGCAGCUCAGCCAGCAGUAGAGAAGCCCUCCAUACAGCUGGCUAUGAGAGCUCUCUGAACGGCUCUCCCCGUGCGCAUUAUCUGGCGGACAGCGAUCCCCUCAUUUCUAAAUCUGCGUCUCUUCCUGCCUACAGACGGAACGGGCUGCAUCGGCCUCCCAGUGCUGAACUUUUCCACUAUGACAGCACAAAUGCCGUCAACUGGGGGAUGAGAGAAUACAAGAUAUAUCCCUAUGAGCUGCUUCUGGUAACCACCAGGGGAAGGAAUCGGCUGCCCAAAGAUGUGGACAGGACUCGGUUAGAGCGCCACCUGUCACAAGAAGAGUUCUACCAGAUCUUCGGCAUGACCAUUGCGGAGUUUGACCGCCUGUUUGACCGCCUGGCCCUGUGGAAGAGGAAUGAGCUGAAGAAGCAAGCGCGGCUGUUUUAAAUGCACUGCACUAUAAAUAUAUACAUACCUAUAAAUAUAUAUAUAGAAAGAUCUCUAUAUUGAAGCUCUGUAUAACUCUCUCUAUAUUGUACCAUAGGAGGCGGCGGCCCCUCUCUUUGGAACCCUGUAGAGUGAAUUGAAGCCUCACAGAUAUUUUUAUGCUCUUGGUUUCCUUUAUUUUCUUUUUUUAUUCUGAAUACAGUUUGGGGGCCUCAGAGGCCACAUUUUGGGGGUGGGAGCCUGGUUUGUAGUAAACUCUCUGGCCUUUCUGAGUGCCUGGCCUCUGUCAGAGCCUCACUUUCUCAGAAGCACUCAUGUCUAUAUACCAGCUCUACCUUUGUGGUGGCAGGGAGAACGGGUAUCUGCUACACAUGCAGUGACAGGUUUUAGGUACUCUCCUUCCUCUUGCCUCCCCAGCCCUUUCACCCCAGGCUUGGCUGCUGCUUCAUGGCAGGCUCCUAGGGAAGGGGUGGAACCCUCCCCUUGCCACCCGUGGUUCUCCCAACUCCCUUGAGGCAGGCCCUCAGCACCUGUUUCAAUCCCUGUUAGCAGCAGGAUUCUUGGUAUUCUCCAACCACCUACUGGUGUGGGAGGGGCUGUUGUCUUCCUCUUUCAGCAGUCCCAGGAGCUGAGGUUACACUGCAGAGGAAAGUGAAUAGAGCAGGCCUAAACUACCUCUUCCCCUGUGACAUGGGCCACCCAUGCCCUCCCUACAGCCCUGGACUGUGUUGGUAUCUGCUGGAAAUGGCACGGCGCAUGACAGCCAUUUAGCAGUGAUAGUUUUGUUCUGCUUUCCUUUCCCCAGCUGCCAGCAGUGAAUAUACUUGUGUGCAGCUCAGGGACUGCAAAGCCAAAGAGGGCAUUGUGUUUGAAGGCUAUGAAGGUUGUUACAGUAUGCUCCACUCAGAGUCUGGGACAGGUGUACCUCUUCCACCUGGCUCUCACCUUCAUGCAUUCCCCAGGGUUGGGAGCAUGGAACAUGCUCCGGUUCUGACUGUAGAGAUCCUGGUGAUGAAAGUGCUCACCCCCUGCAGUGCAAAUGCUGCAGUUGUGCCUAGUAAUGUAACGAACAAAUGGGUGAAAGAUAAAGGACGGACUGGGUCUCUCCAUUCCCCGCAGUAGGAAAACAACCUCCAGACAGUAAAACAUGGGGGAAAGACAGUCCAAGAGCUAGCAGUAGAGUUCUCUCUGGGCUGAGUUUUGUUCUGCGCUUUCCCAGGAAGCACUCUGGCAGGUCUUUAACAACAGGUGGAUGCAGAGAGAUUAGACUCAUGAUCCAAGGCUACACUCUCUCUAGUUAUGCCACAUGCUUCCCCAACUCUGAUGUUUCCAGACCACAGGGCUCCACCAGCAUGGCUCCACUCUUUGUCCAUACUAAUGCCAGCUUCACCUCCCAUAGUGCCAGAACAGUAGUUUGUCACCUUCAGUCCCCAGCCUUCCCAGGCCCUUUACACAGGCCUUGGACUUGGGUUGGCUCUUUCCCAACCAUCAGGUGUGCAGAGGGCUGUUGCUGCUGUAAGGGUUAUAAGUGGCCUUGAACCCAAACUCCAUAUCUAUCUAGGCCUGAGCCUUGGAGAAGUCAGAAGGGUGCUUUAAUAUUGGAGGCCGCACUUUAGAUUCUCCAUUUAGACAUUGUCUUGAACGGCAACAGUCUGUACAGCAUCGUCUUUAUUUGGAGCCUAAUAGCAGUUGUCCAAAUAGCUGGUUAUGGGAGUUGUAAGGCAAUUCAGUACAAAGGGAAUGGGGACAUAUUGUAUUUGGUUAUUACAAGCUGAAUCUCAGCAGCAUCUCCCUUUUUUAUGUCUUUUGCUGGAUUUUUCCAGGGUUGCUUAGUGACCAGCAGUAUCCUGUUCCAGAUCAAAUCAGUAUUGCAGUCUUCUGCAGGGGCUAAUAAAGGAUUUUAUAAGGACUCUCAUCUAACUCUGGGGGAAACUAUGGGUUUUUUGUUGUUUGUUUGGUUUUUUUACUAAUAUGCUAUGUCAACACAAAUGCAUUUGCCUGCUGCCUUGUAUGUUUCUCUGAUUUCCUGUGUGCUUUCUUUGGCAUGAUUUUUUUUUGGAAGGUCUCAGAACUGGGCACUCCAGUCUGUGGCUAGGAAAGCAGGGUCAGUACCCAGUACUGAAUCGGUCAAUAUGUUCUCUUUUAUGGGAGUGGAGUAAUGCUCUGCUUUCACAAAGGGUAUGGAAUUAAUGAUCUAAUGGAUCUUUUCAAUUUUUGUCUACACUGGUCAGCUUAAAAAUCUGCAGGGGA